Molecule: messenger RNA, 810 nt
Organism: Monosiga brevicollis MX1
Lineage: Eukaryota; Choanoflagellata; Craspedida; Salpingoecidae
Exons: 7
Coding region: 1-810 (269 amino acids)
Molecular function (GO): carbonyl reductase (NADPH) activity
Source: RefSeq, a predicted model, not a curated record
AUGCCGUGUGUGUGUGUGUGUGUGUGUGUGUGUGUGUGUGUGUGUGUGUGUGUGUGUGUGUGUGUGUGUGUGUGUGUGUGUGUAAACCCGGGUGGGUGCAGCAUUGGGCUAGCCAUUGCUCGCCGCCUUGCACUUGAGGGUGCUCAUGUUCACAUUAGUAGCCGCAAGCAGGCCUCCGUUGAUGCCGCCCUGCAGCAGUUGGCAGGCGAAGGAUUGGUCAACGUUACCGGCUCAACUUGCCACGUCGGUGCUGCUGAACAGCGGGAGGCUUUGUUUGAGGCUAUUGAAGACAAACACGGGCGCCUGGAUAUUCUUGUGAGCAACGCGGCCGUGUCUCCUUCCUUUGGGCCCAUUCUCGAGACGACAGAGGCGCAGUGGGAGAAAACCUUUGAGCUCAAUGUCAAGGUUGCUUUUUUGCUUGCGCAGCGCGCCAUGCCGUUGCUGCAGGCCUCGCAAGGCAACAUUUUGUUUGUCAGUUCCAUUGCUGGCUAUACACCCCUCGAAAACCUGGGCGCCUAUUCCGUGUCCAAGACUGCCCUUUUGGGGCUGACAAAGGCUUUGGCCGAUGAGUGCGGACCGCUGGGUGUGCGCGUCAAUGCACUCGCCCCGGGCAUCAUUGCAACAAAGUUUUCCCGUCUGUUGUACGAGGAAGAAGAGACGCGAAACAAGCUGCUGGCCCACGUGCCUCUCAAGCGACUCGGGACGCCCGAGGACAUGGCGGCCACGGCAGCGUUUCUUUGCUCAAACGAUGCGGCAUACGUGACGGGCGAGUGCGUCGUGGCCGCGGGCGGCAUGCACUCACACUUGUGA